UUAUUUAAAAAUUAUUUGCUUAUUGAAUUCAGUAGAUUGUCGUCAUUUUACAAUAAUCGACUUAAAUGACAUCAGAAGUUCCAUUUAUUUGAACAAAGACAAAAAAUAGCUAGGUGUGCCAUUUCUAUUCUACUAAAGAAUUUGCACGCUUCACUUAACUCUAGUCCAAAUUUUCGGCUGUACUAGAUACACAUUUGUAUGUCAUAUGUAUGUACAUUUAAAACCAUAUGUCGCUGGGUUUUGCUUUUAAAGCUAGAUGAGACCCAUUUGGAUCUGCACGAAUAGCUUGAAUUCAUGAAAAUCGCAUAGAACGGCGAUGUGACAGAGUGUCUCUAGUUUUCGCAUGUGCCUGAUCUCUAUUUGAACCGCCCGCUCCCCUUCAAAACUACUCUCUCUCCACCCUUUUAUAAAUAUAUCUUCUCUCUUACACUUACACUCUCUCAUACUUAAUCUCACUCUUUCCUCUCUUUAACACUCUCUUUCACACAAUUUCUCACUUUCUCUUCUCUUACAUUUGCACUCUUUCGUACACUCCCUCGACCCGUUCACUUAUGAAUAUCUCAUAAAGAGGCGAUUUAAGCCCGUAUAUGAUCGAGUACAGAGCUUUGUAAUCGGUAUCUUUUCGUCGAGCAGUUAUAAUACUAUACGAUUUAUUAUAAGACUUAUCAAAUAUGUUUGUUUGUCUGUACAAGCCAUGUUGAUAAACUACCAGUUAAUUAUAGGUGCUUGAGGCAGCAUUAAAACAAUUCAAACCUGUUUAAAUUGACCUCCAGACUAGAGAUGGAUGCGUGACUUAAUAGUGAAUGCGAAUGUGUAAGCCAUAAAGGGCUAGAAAAUAUUUAAAAUUGUUUUUAGAGCAAAGAGGCGUAAAGUGUAGAAACUUGUAAUAUGGGAAUUAGAACUUAGUAUAUCAUGAAUUGCAUGGAAUCGGCCGAAAUAUGUUUGUUUCGUGUUAAAUCAGACUAUCACGGCUUGACCGACCACCUCUACUGCACGCCGUGGAAUACAGGUGUUGUGGCUUAUCCAGCUGGUUGCUCAGUUAAAUCGUGCUUGAAAGCUGGCCGGAUAACUGUCGCUCAUAGUAGUUAAAAUAGUAAAAUGGAUAAGUUCGCCCUGGGCAUGUGGAUGUGCCUGCUGGUGCUAUCGCCCAUGCUGGCGAUACGUCUGAAGCCUUGCGAUUUGGCCGGACAACUUUAUAUAUUGGACGUGCCCAAGACGGAACUUGCCCAAUGGCUGUGCAUAGCCGACUUCGAGAGUCGCUUCAACACACACGUUGUCGGGCAGGGCAACUCGGAUGGCUCGAGGGACUAUGGUCUCUUUCAGAUCAGCGAUCGCUUCUGGUGUGCGCCCCCAAAGGCAACGCCCUACCACGCCUUCAAUGGCUGCAAUGUGAACUGCACAGAGCUCUUGAGCGAUAAUAUCACGACGGCUGUGCACUGUGCCCGGCUUAUCAAGAAGCAGCAGGGCUGGACGGCCUGGUCUGUCUACGAGGAGUUCUGCAACGGAACCCUCUCGGACGCCGAAAACUGUUUCCAACCGGAAACCACAGCAUCGACUGUGACGCCAGAUCCGGAAAUAGAAACCACGACUCUCGUUACGGAAAUGGAUUAAGCACCUAUUUCGUGCGGAUCGAUCACUGCCAAUAGACAUUUAUUGUAAACUUCUAGAUGAUACAUUAAAGUACUAGCUGGUGUUACCCGGCUUUGCCCGAGCCAAUUGUUUUUCUAUUAAUAAGUCGAGCUUUAUAAAUUAGCUUAAAAUUAAUUAAUCCAAAUGUAGAAUAAUAGCAUCACGUCGCUUUCCCUUCUUUUCCGCUAAAUCGAUCUGCGAAAAUGACCACAUCUUUCCACCCAAGACGCCCGAAAGGAAUCCUUUUGAUUGAAUCCUCGCAAAGUGGAAAUUAUUUUGAUCCUGUUGUAAUGCUUCCUGCUACGUGUUUUUCCAGUUCUAAUCUAGUUUAA
Drosophila montana is the source of this 1961-nucleotide messenger RNA. Its product is annotated as lysozyme 1. The record is from RefSeq and is a predicted model, not a curated record. The transcript has a single exon. Gene Ontology annotation, molecular function: lysozyme activity. NCBI's taxonomy places the organism in Eukaryota, Metazoa, Arthropoda, Insecta, Diptera, Drosophilidae. Bases 1099 to 1611 code for a protein of 170 amino acids.